This is a messenger RNA of Aegilops tauschii subsp. strangulata, 957 nucleotides long. NCBI's taxonomy places the organism in Eukaryota, Viridiplantae, Streptophyta, Magnoliopsida, Poales, Poaceae. The record is from RefSeq and is a predicted model, not a curated record.
AUGUCGGACGACGAGAAAACCAAUCAGUUGGCGGAGUAUUCCGGUGCGGUUAAAGUAUUUGCUGCUCCGGCGAGUUCGUCGUACCCACGAUUUGAUCGCGAGAACUUCGGGGUCUGGAAGGCCCUCAUGGAGUGUGGUCUUCGCGCCAACGAGCUAUGGGACGCGGUCGACCCAGGAGGCGACCCGUCCAAGAAGGAGGGAGCCGAGCACCGGAAGGAUCGGCAGGCGGCGUCGGCGAUUUAUUCGGUGAUGCCGAUGGAUGUCCUCCAACACCUGAUCACCAAAGCAACGGCGAAGGAGGUGUGGGAUACGCUGAAACUCAUGUUCGAGGGACACACCCGCGUCAAGCAAGCCAAUCUCCAAACUCUCCUACGGAACUAUGAGACUUUGAACAUGGGCGAUGAUGAGUCCGUGGAUGCGUUCACUUCGCGGUGCGUCGAUCUCGCGACUCUCUCCAUCGACGAUCUUGUCGGACGGUACAAGGCUCACGAUGAGAGGAUGCGGUACAGUCUUGGGGAUGGAAAGAACGACGAGCUUGUGAUGCUCACAAAGGCGCAGUGGGAUGCCCUAGAAAAGCGAGUCGGGUCCACCAGUAGCAGCAAGAAGAAAGGGAAGCAGCGCUCGACGAGAAAGAACUUCGCUGACUCGGACGACGAGGAUGCGCCUGCACCACCGAGGAGGAAAUUUGACAUCAGAAAAGUGAGGUGUCAUAAAUGUGGCCUCCUCGGUCACUUCAAGGCUGACUGCGAGGAAGCACCGAAGCAACGGGCGCUCGUGGCCGAGGAAGGAGAUGAUGGGGAUAUGAUGCUGAUGUGCGAGCUAGUGGACGAGGAGGAUCCAGAUGAUCUUGGUCAGCUGGACACGGGUCCGAGGCUCUCCAGAGAGCAGUUUGCAAGGGCUCAAAUCGCCAGCAACAGGGAAUUUGGCAGUUCCAGAAGCAAGUGUCUUCUACAGUAG